AUGGAGGAGCUCCACGAGCAACCAGGCACCUUGACUGAGGGCAAGCCCAAAAAGGUGAGGUUCAAGCUGGCCUCGUCGUACAGCGGCCGGGUCCUGAAGCAUGUGUAUGAAGACGGACAGGAGCUGGAUAGUCCAGAGGAGCAGUACCCUCACAGCUUCAUGCACUCCAAGAUGGAGAUGGGACAUCUGUGUGGCUUAGAAGACAUGCAGGACCAGAGUUUCUUUCCUCCGACAGGCCUGAUUGCCCAGAGGAUAAACGUCUAUCGAGGAGUGAAGGGAUACAAUUCCCUGGCCUGUGGAGAUCUUCCACAGGAUAAUAAAGCACCCGUAUUAGAUUUUGGAAAGAUUAUUAUCUACACCAGCAACCUGAAGAUUAUCCGAGCUCCUCAGAGAAAGGGAGAGUCUGGAAGGAGUCCUCACCGCAAUCAUGACCGAAAAGAGAGUUCACCUGGACGGGAGACCAGGAGCAAAGGGAGACGUAGAACAGCACGUUCCCAUGCAGAGGAACCAGAUGUAAUGACUGAACAAAAGCAGGAAUCGGGCUCAUGUGGACAGUGUGGAGGUUCAGGUUGUGCGCCGUGCUCCCUCUGUCACGGAAGCAAACUGUCCAUGCUGGCCAACCGCUUCAAUGAGUCAAUCAGAGAGCUGCGCUGUCCAGCGUGCAACCCCCACGGCCAAGAGCGGUGCCAGUCCUGCACUCACUAACACAUCUACUGACGCCAAGCUGUGCCGGAUGGAGAUCAGACCCUUUGAGGUGUGAACCAAUGUGCAUUUUGGAUUAGUGCGUUAAAUAUAAGAGCUUGAGGGGGGAGUGGGCUGCUGGAAAGAACUGCAAUGAACCGCAAAAUCCCAUGCUACGCCACUGGAUGCAAAAUGUUCAGUUGUAAUAAUGUAUUAAUGA
This is a messenger RNA of Pimephales promelas (fathead minnow), 901 nucleotides long. RefSeq names its product glutaredoxin and cysteine rich domain containing 2 (gene grxcr2). Gene Ontology annotation, biological process: sensory perception of sound. NCBI's taxonomy places the organism in Eukaryota, Metazoa, Chordata, Actinopteri, Cypriniformes, Leuciscidae. The record is from RefSeq and is a predicted model, not a curated record.